UAUAAUCAAAACACGACAAUUUUAAACCACAAAUUUAGAUGGAUGGACUACCCCUGAAAAAGACCCAAAAGUGUAAAAUUUUCUUUGAAGUUGUUAACUGCUCUCUAAUCUUUUGUUCUUGCUAGUCAAAAUUAACCCCUACUUUGUUCACCUAGUACGUGCCCAAAACUACAUAACAUGCACUUCUUAUAUUUGAUACUUCAAAAAAAAAUUGCAAAAAACGAAAUAAGGUUUGUAUAUCAAAACUAAAAUGGCUUUGAGAAACAUGGGGAUGACAACUAUGGUUAUUAUUAUGUUGAUCAUAUCGAUGUUUUGGGCAGGGGUUAGUGCUCAACCUAGUUGCCCUGCGGCGUUAACGUCCUUAACUCCUUGUUUGAGCUUUAGUGUCCGAAAUUCGUCCACACCGUCUUCUUCUUGUUGCUCGGAGCUUGCUAAUAUGCUUCAAACGGCUCCAGUGUGUCUUUGUAACGUGCUUAAUGGAGUUGGUGGAGAAUUGCUAGAAGGUUUCCUUGAUCGGACACUCGCUAGUGCUCUUCCUAGUGCUUGUAAUAUGCAAACUCAAUCUAGGAGUCAAUGUGAUGGAUUGGGCUCUCAAGAUAUGGGUGAUAGUGGCAAUGGUGCAUACUCUGGAGGAUUCAUACUAAAGAUACCAUUGACGCUUGCUAUCUUCUUCACAAUAGUAGGAUCAUAUACACUGCAUUUUUAAGUACAUACAACAUACAAUAUGACUUUGUCACAUUUUAGAUUUUACUGGAAAUUCCUUAUACUUUGUAUACUUUAAUUUGUCACAUUUUGAUCAUCUUACCUGUUUAUAUAUAGUAUUGUUUCAUUUUGUUUUGGCUCGCUAGCCUCGUUGUAACUUGUAACU
This is a messenger RNA of Chenopodium quinoa (quinoa), 868 nucleotides long. RefSeq names its product non-specific lipid transfer protein GPI-anchored 2-like. Gene Ontology annotation, molecular function: lipid binding. Gene Ontology annotation, biological process: lipid transport. NCBI's taxonomy places the organism in Eukaryota, Viridiplantae, Streptophyta, Magnoliopsida, Caryophyllales, Amaranthaceae. The record is from RefSeq and is a predicted model, not a curated record. The coding region runs from base 251 to 706 and encodes 151 amino acids. The transcript is spliced from 2 exons.